Messenger RNA from Drosophila hydei, 1023 nucleotides. RefSeq names its product probable phospholipid hydroperoxide glutathione peroxidase (gene Gtpx). The transcript is spliced from 4 exons. Gene Ontology annotation, biological process: response to oxidative stress. The record is from RefSeq and is a predicted model, not a curated record. Lineage: Eukaryota; Metazoa; Arthropoda; Insecta; Diptera; Drosophilidae. The coding region runs from base 119 to 850 and encodes 243 amino acids. Gene Ontology annotation, molecular function: glutathione peroxidase activity.
CGUAGCCUCCCCCAGCAGGUAUUUAUUUGUGUUUUCGCCCAGUACCGGCAGCAGUUUAUAUUUGAUCAUCAAAACAAAACGAUUACGAAAUAACCAUCUCUCUCGCUUCCUAUUAAAUAUGCAUAUCAGACACAUUCAAAGCGUUUCACGGCAGGCAGUCAGGUGCUUCCGAUUAUCUACAACAAGAACAACAAAUCGUAAUUUUGGUAUAGCUGCAAUAACAGUAAAUAAAUGCCCGCGUUACUGCGUUGUCCUUUUGCCAUUGGUCGCAGUUGUCAGCAAUGUUGAGUGCAGUGCGGAUUUAGCAACGAAGUCACAUUACUCCACAGCAUCUGCCGUCGACAUGUCGAACGAAGAUUACAAGAACGCAGCCUCGAUCUACGAUUUCACCGUUAAGGAUACGCAUGGCAAUGAUGUCUCGCUGGAUAAGUACAAGGGUCAAGUUAUCCUUGUCGUCAAUAUUGCCUCGAAGUGUGGUUUGACUAAGAAUAACUAUCAGAAAUUGACCGAUCUGAAAGAGAAGUUUGGUGAACGCGGCUUGACCAUCCUGAACUUCCCAUGCAAUCAAUUUGGCUCCCAGAUGCCAGAGGCUGAUGGUGAGGCCAUGGUUUGCCAUUUGCGUGACUCAAAAGCGGACAUUGGUGAAGUCUUUGCCAAGGUUGAUGUGAAUGGCGAUAAGGCAAUCCCUUUGUAUAAGUAUUUGAAGGCUAAGCAGACUGGCACCUUGGGUAGCGGAAUUAAAUGGAAUUUCACCAAGUUUCUGGUGAACAGGGAGGGCAUACCAAUUAAUCGCUAUGCACCCACCACCGAUCCCAUGGACAUAGCCAAAGAUAUCGAGAAACUAUUGUAGAUCUUGUAUGUAGUCUAUAAGCAUUGUGACUAACUAUCUAUAUAACUUAUACUGUUUUCGGCUUUAGCUUACGAACUAGUCCGACUAAAAAUGUAAUUGUUUAUUGAUUUAUCUUUUCUGCUAAUGUAUUCUCAAAUAAAGAAGAAAUAUUAAUUGUAACGUACAAAUUAAAU